AUGCAGUUGCUGCCGAAGAGGUUGGACUGGGAGGGCAACGAGCACAACAGGAGCUACGAGGAAUUGGUCUUGUCCAAUAAGCAUGUGGCUCCUGAUCAUCUGUUGCAAAUCUGCCAACGCAUUGGUCCCAUGUUGGAUAAAGAGAUUCCACCCAGUAUUUCAAGAGUCACUUCUUUACUUGGUGCAGGAAGGCAGUCUUUGCUACGUACAGCAAAAGACUGCAGGCACACAGUUUGGAAGGGCUCUGCCUUUGCUGCUCUUCACAGAGGAAGACCUCCAGAAAUGCCAGUGAAUUAUGGUUCCCCACCCAGUCUUGUGGAGAUACAUCGAGGAAAACAGCUCACAGGGUGUUCCACUUUUAGCACAGCAUUUCCAGGAGCUAUGUAUCAGCAUAUAAAAAUGCACAGAAGAAUUCUCGGACAUCUGUCUGCUGUUUACUGUGUAGCAUUUGAUAGGACAGGACAUAGAAUCUUUACCGGUUCAGACGAUUGUUUGGUGAAGAUUUGGUCGACACACAAUGGCCGUCUAUUAUCUACAUUAAGAGGUCAUUCUGCAGAAAUUUCAGAUAUGGCAGUAAACUAUGAGAAUACAAUGAUUGCUGCAGGGAGCUGUGAUAAGAUAAUUAGAGUGUGGUGCUUGAGAACUUGCGCCCCAGUUGCUGUGCUCCAAGGACACACGGGGUCAAUCACAUCUUUACAGUUUAGCCCAAUGGCCAAAGGCUCCCAAAGAUACAUGGUCUCUACUGGUGCUGAUGGAACAGUUUGUUUCUGGCAGUGGGAUUUAGAAUCCCUGAAAUUCAGUCCACGUCCCCUGAAGUUCACGGAAAAGCCUAGACCAGGUGUUCAGAUGCUUUGUUCUUCUUUUAGUGUUGGUGGUAUGUUUUUAGCCACGGGUAGUACUGAUCAUGUAAUCAGAAUGUAUUUUUUGGGUUUUGAAGCACCUGAAAAAAUCGCAGAACUUGAAAGCCACACUGAUAAAGUUGACAGUAUCCAGUUUUGUAACAAUGGUGAUCGGUUCUUAAGUGGUAGCAGAGAUGGAACGGCACGGAUUUGGAGAUUUGAGCAGUUGGAAUGGAGAAGCAUUCUAUUGGAUAUGGCAACCCGAGUCUCAGGGGACUUAUCUUUGGAAGAGGAAAGGUUUAUGAAACCCAAAGUCACAAUGAUCGCUUGGAAUCAGAAUGAUAGCAUUGUUGUCACAGCUGUGAACGAUCAUGUCCUUAAAGUGUGGAAUUCUUACACAGGGCAAUUGCUUCAUAACUUACUGGGACAUGCUGAUGAAGUAUUUGUUUUGGAGACACAUCCCUUUGAUUCCAGAAUUAUGUUAUCUGCAGGACAUGAUGGCAGCAUAUUUAUAUGGGAUAUUACAAAAGGCACCAAGAUGAAACAUUAUUUUAAUAUGAUUGAAGGGCAAGGACAUGGAGCUGUCUUUGACUGUAAGUUUUCACAGGAUGGACAGCAUUUUGCCUGUACAGAUUCUCAUGGACACCUUCUGAUAUUUGGGUUUGGAUGCAGCAAGCCAUAUGAAAAGAUUCCUGAUCAGAUGUUCUUCCAUACUGACUAUCGACCGCUGAUCAGAGAUUCUAAUAAUUAUGUCUUAGAUGAGCAAACUCAGCAGGCUCCUCACCUUAUGCCUCCACCGUUCUUGGUAGAUGUAGAUGGAAAUCCUCACCCAACUAAGUAUCAGAGAUUGGUACCAGGUCGAGAAAAUUCUGCAGAUGAACAUUUGGUUCCACAGCUAGGCUAUGUGGCGACAAGUGAUGGAGAGGUGAUUGAACAAAUUAUAAGCCUACAAACCAAUGAUAAUGGUGAACGAAGCCCAGAGUCUAGUGUUCUUGAUGGAAUGAUAAGAGAGUUGCAGCAGCAGCAGGAUCAGAGAAUGGGAGCAGAUCAGGAUACUAUUCCAAAUGGACUUCCAAGCGGAGAAGAAACACCUCGACGAGGUUUUAGAAGACUGAGCUUAGACAUCCAGUCCCCUCCAAAUAUUGGUCUGCGUCGUAGCGGACAAGUGGAAGGUGUUCGUCAGAUGCAUCAGAAUGCCCCUCGUAGUCAGAUUGCUACGGAACGGGACCUGCAGGCUUGGAAACGAAGAGUGGUUGUACCAGAGGUACCACUAGGCAUAUUUAGGAAGUUGGAAGACUUCAGAAUAGAGAAAGGUGAAGAGGAAAGAAAUCUUUAUAUAAUAGGAAGAAAAAGGAAGACUCUGCAGCUCACACAAAAGUCUGACUCGGUGGUUUUGCUGUCACAGUCUAGGCAGAGGACAUGCAGGCGCAAAUACCCAAAUUAUGGCAGAAGAAAUCUUGGCCGGCUUGAGUUAUCUUCUGGAAAUGAAUCUUCAAGCUCCAUGAGACAUGAGACUUCCUGUGAUCAGAGUGAAGGCUCUUGUUCUGAAGAAGAAGAAGAGUGGAGGAGUGAUCGAAGAAGUGAGAGUGACAGUGAGAGUUCGAGUGACUCGUCAUCUAGAUACUCUGAUUGGACUGCUGAUGCAGGCAUCAAUCUGCAGCCACCUCUACGGACGUCAUCGCGUCGGCGAGUUACCCGUUUUUGCAGUAGUUCAGAGGAUGAAAUGUCUACUGAGAAUUUAUCUCCUCCAAAAAGGAGACGAAAGAGAAAGAAAGAAAAUAAGCCUAAAAAAGAGAACUUGAGGAGGAUGACUCCGGUGGAGCUUACGAAUAUGGAACAUUUAUAUGAAUUUCAUCCUCCAGUUUGGAUAACUGACACCACACUUCGAAAGUCUCCUUUUGUUCCUCAAAUGGGUGAUGAGGUAAUAUAUUUUCGACAGGGUCAUGAAGCUUAUAUUGAGGCUGUCAGAAGAAAUAACAUAUAUGAACUGAACCCUAACAAGGAGCCAUGGAGAAAAAUGGAUCUCAGGGAUCAAGAAUUGGUCAAAAUAGUUGGAAUACGAUAUGAGGUUGGGCCCCCUACACUCUGUUGCCUCAAACUCGCAUUUAUAGAUCCUGCAACUGGAAGACUAAUGGACAAAUCUUUCUCUAUUAGAUACCAUGAUAUGCCAGAUGUUAUUGACUUUCUUGUAUUGCGUCAGUUUUAUGAUGAAGCAAGACAGAGGAAUUGGCAGUCUUGUGAUAGGUUUCGAUCUAUCAUUGAUGAUGCUUGGUGGUUUGGGACAGUGCUAAGUCAAGAGCCGUAUCAGCCACAGUACCCCGAUAGUCAUUUCCAGUGCUACAUCGUUAGGUGGGACAAUACUGAAAUUGAGAAACUUAGCCCAUGGGACAUGGAACCAAUUCCUGAUAAUGUUGAUCCACCUGAAGAAUUAGGAGCUAGUAUUUCUGUCACUUCAGAUGAGCUGGAGAAACUGCUCUACAAACCGCAAGAUGGUGAAUGGGGUCAGAAAUCGAGAGAUGAAGAGUGUGAACGAAUUAUUAGUGGCAUAGAUCAACUUCUGAAUCUUGACAUAGCAGCAGCUUUUGCAGGUCCAGUUGAUCUGUGCACGUAUCCGAAGUACUGUACCGUAGUAGCCUAUCCGACUGAUCUUUACACAAUUCGAAUGAGACUCGUUAAUCGCUUUUACAGGAGGCUGUCUGCACUGGUAUGGGAAGUCAGAUACAUAGAACAUAAUGCCAGGACAUUUAAUGAACCUGAGAGUGUAAUUGCAAGAUCAGCUAAGAAGAUAACUGACCAACUUUUAAAAUUUAUAAAGAAUCAAGACUGUACAAAUAUCUCAGAACUUUCUAACACUUCUGAAAAUGAUGAGCAAAAUGCCGAGGAUUUGGAUGAUAGUGAUCUUCCUAAAACAUCUUCUGGAAGGAGAGUCCGUGAUUGGAAAAAGAGGAGCAUCAAAGCGACCAGCUAUGUUGAAAAUAACUGGAAGAAACAGUGUAAGGAACUAGUGAACUUAAUUUUUCAGUGUGAAGAUUCUGAACCAUUUAGACAACCUGUUGAUUUGGUUGAAUAUCCAGACUAUCGAGAUAUUAUAGAUACUCCAAUGGAUUUUGGAACAGUAAGGGAAACUUUAGAAGCAGGAAAUUAUGACAGCCCUUUGGAAUUUUGCAAAGACAUCCGGUUGAUAUUUAGCAAUGCAAAAGCAUAUACACCAAACAAAAGAUCAAAGAUUUACAGUAUGACCUUGAGAUUGUCUGCCUUAUUUGAAGAAAAAAUGAAGAAAAUCUCCUCUGAUUUUAAAAUUGGUCAAAAAUUCAAUGAAAAACUUCGAAGAAGCCAGAGGUUCAAGAGACGGCAAAAUUGUAACCGUGUCAAUCAGGCUAACAAAAGUAUCAGAAAUGUCAAGCAGAAGCGGUUAAAAUCUCAGACAAAAGUAAUUCCUGAAUUGGUAGGUUCUCCUACCCAGUCUACCUCCAGUAGGGCCGCUUACUCUGCGAGCCACAAGACAAGUGCUAGUGUCUCUUCAGGGGUGACGUCUGGUGACUCCUCGGAUUCAGCAGGAUCGUCAGAAAGAAUGAGAAGUAGGCCUGUCACUCUACACAACGGCUCUACGUUAUCUGAAAGUGAGAUGGAAGAUUCCUUAGGUACCUCUUCAUCAUCAACUUCUAACAGUUCAGAGGAAAGCAAAGAGAGUUCAAGACCUCGUGAAUCUUCCUUACGUAGUGGGCUGGCCAGAAGCAGUAAUCUCAGGGUGACCAGAACCAGAGCUGCUCAAAGGAAAACUGGUCCAGUUUCUUUAGAGAAUGGAUGUGGCAGAAAAGCCACACGAAAGAGAGUCUAUUUAAGUGACUCUGAUAACAAUUCAGUGGAGACCAGUGAAAGUCUAAAAGCCAGGGCUGGAAAUAACCGGAAAGUGCUACGAAAGUGUGCUGCCGUGGCUGCCAACAAGAUAAAGCUCAUGAGUGAUGUGGAAGAGAACUCGAGCUCUGAGAGUGUCUGCUCUGGCCGUAAGCUGCCUCACCGUAAUGCUUCUGCUGUGGCUAGAAAAAAGUUAUUACAUAAUUCUGAAGAUGAUCAGAGCUUAAAGUCCGAAAUUGAAGAAGAGGAGCUAAAAGAUCGAAAUCAGCCAUCACCACUGUCCAGUUCUCAUGCUGCCCAGAAUACCGUGAAUGAGUCUGAAAAUGCGGAUUCAGAGUCAGAAAGUGAUUUGCGAGUAGCCCGCAAAAAUUGGCACGCCAAUGGUUAUAAGUCGCAGGCUCCAGCAACUUCUAAAACAAAAUUUCUUAAAAUAGAGUCUUCUGAUGAAGACUCUAAAAGUCAUGAUUCAGAUAAUGUACAUAACAGAACUGCUGGUCCAUCUACAUCUGGGCAGAAACUUAAGGCAGACAGCAGCUCCGAGGAAGAGGAGGAAGCAGAUUCGGAACCAAGGAAGUAUGCCGGUAGGAAAUACAACACAGCUCGCAAGAGUCUUACUUUCCUUAAAAAAGCAAAGAUCUUCAGUGAGUCGGAGGAGUCCGAAUCUGAAGAGCAAGAUCGAGAAGAUGGCAGCUGUCACAGAAUGGAAACAAACCUGAUUAGAGGGGCUUCGAAGUGUGAACCGACUGCCGGGUCCCAGCGUUCCUCAGAUCAUGUAUCUGAGACUGAUUUGGAUUCAGAUGAUGACAACACAAAAGAAAAACCAAACAAUUUUUUGAAAGAUUCUACAUCACAAGACCACGGACAAAGCAGGAAAGUUUCCAGGAAAAGGGUCUGUUCCAGUGACUCAGACAGCAACUCGAAGGUGGUGAAGAAGCCCUCCAAAGGCAAGACGGGUGCCCUGAGGACUCCCCGCCGGCGUGCAGCCCUGGCUGCCCGGAAGACCAAGCUCCCGAGCGACGCCGAGGACGCCGGCUUGGACCGCGCGUGCGGCCGGAGCAGCAGAGGGAGGAGGAAGCCCCCGCUUUCCACGUGCGCCACGGCGGGGACGGCGGGGACGACGGCGCGGGAGGCCGAGGGGCCCGAGCCUGAGCCCCAGCCGCGGAGCGGGCGGGCGGCCGGAGCGGGAGGCGCUUCCAAGCCCGGGCCCGACGCCGGCCCCAGAUCCGACUCGGACUUGGCGUCUGCGACGGAAUCAGACAGCGACUGUGCCGACGACGCGAAAACCAAAAAGAGGAAAACGAGAGGAAAAGCGAAAGCGGCGAGAAAAGGUAAAGCUUGUGCAGCCGCCGCAGCGAGAGGCGCGAGGCGGCAGAGACAGAGCAAACGGCCUAGGCUGAGUGUGGACGAUAACGACUGGGAGGACUUGGACUAUGCAAAAUCGAAGAGAGGUCUUCGACGUUCGAAAAUAAAAACGAGAAAUCAGGGCAGAAGGACCGUGAGAUACCAUGAUGGGGAUGAUGACAGAAGCUUAGAAAAUGUGUUAGAUUUUGAUGAUUGCACCUUAUGACCUUGAGAGAAAGCCAGUUCAUUGAAAGAGGAAAUGGACUGGAAUUUAUGGUGAAAGUUGGCUGUUGAAAUUAUUUUUUGUCCUAUAAUUCAGGGAAUAUAUUUAUAUUUUUCUAUGAAAAGUUAUGAAUGUGACUAAAUCAUGACUGUUAUUUUUAUUUGCACUUGCUUGCCUUUGUAGCAGCGCUCAGCACAGGUGCCAAAAUAUGCUUCAUUUUGGGGGCAGAUCUACUUUGACAGUAUUUAACUACAGAUAGCAAGAAUUUGAAAUGUGUUCAACACUAGACAUACUGGUUAUCAAAACCGAUAAGCAUUACUUUCAUGGUAGCAAGUGUCACACAGUUACUUUCUGAACGCGUCAAGAGGUGGUAGUUUCUAACCCCUGUCCUGUUGUAGUCGAACAAUUUCACGUGACCUAUGUUUACAGAUUCUUCAUAAAUAUUAUGUGUAUACUGACAUUACAAUCAUGGGAGGUGUAACCAUGAUUAGUAGGCGAGGUACCUACCACUUUUUUGUUUUGUUUUGUUUUCUUUCCCUGGCUACUUGAGCAGAACGCAUUAUACCAGAUUUGGUCAUUUUCAUUGAAAUGGUUUCUUUCCAAAUGCUGUUGGGUCUUUUCUUUCUUUUUCUUUAUUUUUAAGGAAAAUAUCAUCACUUUUAUUUUAUAAACUUGAAUUUAUAAAGUGCUGGUAAAUUAUUUUUUAAAAUGUUUUGAUUGUAUAUUUUAAACCUCUAAGGCCCCGACCGUAGUCCUAGCAUUUUCUUUUAAAUUGUGCACUAACAGAAUGCUAUAUAAUUUGUCUUUUCCAAGGUCUCCUGGUUUCUGUGUAAGGGAUUUAACCAAAAUCUUGGUCUUCCAUAGUCUUACUCUGUGAAAUAGAGGAGUUUGUGUGCCUUAGAUUUAGGAAGAGUGUGUUCUUUCAUAGAUUGUAAAGGGCCAAGAGAGUAUUUAAAUUAUAUGUAGUUUCCCCCCAUUUCCAUUGAGGUUGUAGAGUUGAGUUUUGUUAAGAGUGCAAUCGCAAAUCUCAUCUAUAUAGGAAAAUAGUUAAAUGUCAUUCUCCAUCUCUUUGUUUUAGCUCACCGCUGCCAUGUGCAAUCCCAGGCAUUCUUUGAUGGGGCAACUAAGUGUAUCUUUACUAGUGAUCUCUAGUUCAAAUCUAAGAAACUGUCAUGUGUUGUGGGAAAAUAAUUUUGGAAUCCAUUUAAAGUGAAACUUCUGUCACAUCAUCAAAUACGUCAAAUAAGUACACUUAUUUUUCGAGCCAAAUAUUCUUGCUUGAUAGGUUGUGCUACUCCAUACAGUGUAGGUGGCCAUUCCUAGCUUGUUUGUGCCUGAAGAUGGACUUGAUUCAAAUGGUUUACAUAUUUUGUAGCGAACGAGUAUGUUACAGUACUCCCACCUUUGUUAUUUAUUGGCCCUGCGUUUGGUUCCAGACAAAAUUAACCCUUUUCUCCUGUGUAUCCUGAUGGUGGCAGGUAUGGAAAAGCAUCAGACUCUGGUGUCAGUGUUAGAGAAUGUUCUUAAGUGUUGUUACUUUUCAGUUAUCUGUUCCAUUCGACAUGGUAGAAGGUACUUUGCACUCUGAUGUAAGGGGAAGGGUGUUUUUGGGCAUUACCAACUGAGAUAGGUGGGACGGACUUACCCCUCCUUUGGUUGUUGAGAGAGCUGUCACCACGUCAAAACUAUGAUGCUCUUCUUUAUCAAAGUCCGUGUUAAGUAUGUGGUAGAGAGAGUGAUUCAGGAGAAUUGUCCUUGACUAUUGACCUGAAAACAUUAAUGGAAUGUUCUUUACUUCCCUAGUUUUAAGCAAUGGUGGUAGAUGUCCUAGCCAUUAAUUUAUUUAAACUCUUCUAAAGCUUCUCUGUUUUAUAUCUAUUCUCAGGGUUAUAACUCCAUGUUUACCAUCAUCUGCAAAAAGGUACCAAAAAAAUCCAUAAAUACAAAUAUAGAAUACGUUCAUAAAUACAUAAAUUCUUUUGGUAAAAUGAGACUUUGAUCAUUUAGGGUUCAUCGGUAGAACUGUUCUUAUCUUUUGGACUGAAUUAACUGGUCACAGAUUGGCUGGUCAACCAAUUACUAAUUUUUCUUUUUUGUCCAAAAUUGUUAGACCUUUGUGUUUUAGAAAGCAGUAUUUUGGUUUCACCUGGGGGGGAAAAAAAAUUAGAAUUUGGCCUCAUGACUUUGAAGGCAUGGUUGACAAUGGUAGCUUCUCAAGUUCUGAAGUAAAACUAGGAUUAUAGUGAGAAUCAUUUUUAUGGGUUUUUUUGGUCAUGGUGCUAUUCCUAAGGUUAACUUUGAAUAUGUGACACACACUCCUAAGUACUUUAAGGAAAAUUAAUAAAUAAUUAAUAGUUCAAAAUGUUUACAUUGAGCACUAGAACAUGUUUGACUUUUUUUCUACUUCUCUUUAUGCGAAAUGCGCAGGGAUUUAAUGCACGGAUGUACUUUAAUGUGUUUGGGAUCAGUUUGUAUUUUCUUGUGAAAAAAGACAAAAGCUUGCAGAUUGAAUGUGAACUGAUCCGGAAGUAAGUGCUGUAGCUUUUCAUUGCACUUGAAGUCACUUAAUGGUGUAUAUGAACAACAACAACAAACUGCUGUGGUUGUGCGUGUCCAAGGUCCUAUGAUUUUCUCCAUUUAUGGUUGAAAAAAAGGGCUGAGGUAUUUAGAUUUGAGUUUUGAUUCCUUUGAAAGACUAUUUAGAAAAAAAGAUGUCAAACAUUUGAGAAAUAGGUGAGGUUUAAAAACAUUUUUUUUCAUAACAGACUUUAAAAGGGCAUACCAACAAUGUGUAGUAACUUCUGAAUAAAAGGGAAAGUAUCCCAUAUUCACAUAAUUCUUAGGGUGGUCAUUCUCCCUUUUUUAUUUUAGGGGAAAAAUCUGUGAUUAAAUCUUUUCUCAAUUUAGUUAUUAUUUGUAAAGCAGUUACAACACAAAAGUUUCUUCUAAAUAGUAGAGAGUUGCACCUAAAAAAGCAAAUUAAUUUUAUAAUACGAAAAUGGGGGUAAAGAACUCAUGUUUGGGGAAAAGGCACUUCAAAAUCUAGAAUUGCAAAUGAAAAAGGAGGUAUAAAACAAGCCAAUAACAAUGCCAUCUUGAAGGUAUUACUGUCCAAAAAUAAGAAUAAGACUUGUCACUAAAUCUUCACACUCCAUUGGUUGCUGACAUCUUAGGUAACAAAUCUUAGAACAGCCUUGGGUUCAUACUACAUUCCCUGCCCCUCUUCUAGCCUUUUUUUCUUUAGACUAGCCAGAACACAAUUUAUUAAUUUCAGUGUAUCAUUUUAAAAACUACACUGAAAGGACUUUAGUCUCUCGUCAGUGCACAUUGAAUUUGUGCCACCUGAAAAAAUGAGAGGUUUUUGUAUCAGAAUGCAAGAACAUUGUUCAAGGUGCUUACAGUAUUUUUGGUUUUCCUUUCUACUCAGUUGUAUUGGUUUUUUUGAGUAACUUUUAAAUGGCUAGAACAGGUCUGUUUGCCUUGCGCUUUAUAGCUGAAAUACCAGCUCCAUCCUUUUCAUCCAUGUCAAGUCAGCAUUUUGCCUUUAUUCGCCAUCUCGGAGUUGUCCACGAACACUCCAGUGUCUUACAUUGUGUGGAAAUUGUAGUUGAGUCUUUCCUGGUGUAAUGUAGUGUGACACAGCACCCUCACUGCGGGAGAGCUCUCCGUUAUUACGGAAGACCGUCUCUCAGCUUCUGCUGUGGGUAACACGAUGUAAUAAAGCAGAAACCGUAAGAAAUUUGCAAUGUCACUGUUUAAAGACUGUCUCUGAUUCUAGUAUUUGGGAACAAAGCCCAAACCAAGAAAAAUUUGUCAACGCUAGGGAGAAAAUGGAACAUUGUGGAAAAAUCUAGUCCAACUAGAUUAGUAAGUGCUAAUAUCACUUGGUAGCUCAAACGUUGUGAGUUAAUGGAGAGGAUUAAAGUGUAAAGACUAUAAUGGUGAGGGCUGUGUUGUGUUGUCGUUUCUCACUUUUCAAUUAAGGUUUUUGUAGCUAUUUUCUUAAAUUAUAGAUGUUGCCGAAGAGUACGUGGGGAUUCUCAGAGUUGAAAGAUUUUUACUAGUCACUAAUAGUCUGCCAGGCUGGUUCCUUAAUACAUUGUGAAUUUGGUGGAAAAAUAUCAAGACUUUUACUUGGUGUCUCUUUAAGUAUUACUUGUAUGGAUCUGAUGUAGGGAGGUUGGAUGGGGACAGUUACAACAUUGCGGCCUUACGAUUUCUGCAGGCCCUGUCUUUGGCAGCAUGUAAGUAACUAUAGAAUAUGUGUUUAUUUGUCACGACUGAUCGUUUCAUUGAAUUAUCAGUGUUUGAGCAUAUUUUCUGGUCAUGCUUUAGUUUUUAAGGUAAGUUUUGUCAUUUAUUAAAACCUUUAAUGGGAAUUUGGACUCCUAAAGAGGCAUUCUGACUGACCUAACUGAAACGAGGCGACCAGUUACAGUUUGCAUGGACUGCAGCUGCCAGCCUGGCCCACAGGAGUAGUAUUUAGAAGUUACUACCUUUGUUGAUGAGUGGUUAAAUGUUAAAACAAUCUUCCGGUUUUAAUAUAUUGAAGGUGGUUUUCUAGGUGUUGAUCCAGACUUAGUCCUCCGACCGUAUGCACACGUUCAGUUCACCUGUGAAAUUCUAACCAUUUCACUGGAGCCCGGACAAAAAGGCAAAUCUUUGAUUUUCCACUCCCAUGCAAGAUCUCUCAAACUUUUCUACAUUAACGUGUUACCACAUUUCACAACUCUCAGUUGUCAUCUAGGAACCAGUUUUACUUACUUUUUAAGCAAUUACGAACUAAAAUGGUAGAGUAUAAUAAAUGUUGUUAUCCUAACAUUUUUUUUUAAACUACUUCAAGCCUUCUAGCUGAUUAAUUCUGUAAGGUCUGCAGUAGGCAGUCGAUUUCCCUUGCAACUCACCCUUACUCUUGUCUUAAACAGCUCUAUUUUCUCUCUCAAACCUCUGUCCAUUUGUGAUUUCUUUCUCAUGCAGGCAGAAUGCAGGGCCACACCCUGUUGUAUGGGCGGAGGGGGCUGAAGGGGGUUGAAAGAUGGGCCUGAAAAGAGGUUGUCCUUGGAUUGUCUGUGCCCUGCCUCUUUUCGCUGGGGAAGUAAUAAAGUAGAUUGAAAACCGGGGUUGAUUUUGGUUACCUUGUACUGCCCAACAGUUUAAAAAUGCUCUGAGAUCUCUCUGAAGAAGUUCAUCAAACCCAGAAACCAGUAUUACACUGUAUGUUAACAAAAAUUUAAAUUUAAAAGUUCAUUAGAUAGAUACAGGAUCCCUGAAUUCAUACUUUAUAGAGCUUUUAUCAGAUUUUUAGAAAAAAAACUGCAGUAGCCAUCACCAGUCUUUGAGAAUCGUGACUGUUAAGCAGUGAACUGUUUUCUGGGGAUGAGAGCGAGCUGGAGAGUGAUGCUACAAGAGCUGUCAAAGCCAGACGAAGUUCUGUGGGGCCAUCACUGCGUGUGUGGAAGACUGGAAUUCAUCUGCUCCACCACAAAAGUGACCACGCUAGCGACGAACAGCUCUCGAUUAUGGAAUUAUUUCUGACAGUCUCCAGACCCAAUGCGGCCAUACUGUAGAAGCUGACCUCUCAGUGUUAACUCCCCCAGAAAACAGAGAAGUGUUCAGCCUGGGGAGUUAAAGCAUGCAGAGACACUUCCGGUGUAUGGGAUCUUUUUGGAAACUUGUGCUUUGGGAGGGAUGAAUAUCAGUGAUAAACGCUGUUUGCUUCCUGAGUUUUGCGCAUUUCAUUGCUUCUCAGUGAAGGGCAGACAAGACGACAUCUCAGUCUAGCUCUGAUAAAAGCCUUGCUGGAGAGAAGGUGCUGUGAUUUGCAAUUAAAAGGCUUCCCCCACCAGCCACAGCAACCAAUCAUAUCAGUACUUCAGAAGUAUGUGAAAUAGGCUCGUACAUUUUCAUUUUGAUUCAGACAUGCUGUCAUCUUUUUCCAUUCUCAGAUUUGUUUUUAAUACUCCACAAUUAAAAUGCUGAUGAGAUUAAAAUGUUCAUGCUUCUACAGCAAUGACGUGAAGUUUAUUUUGGAUCUAGGGAAAGUUCUGUAUUAAGUAUCAUAAUUAGAAUAUGAUUAGCCCUUAAAAUAGAGAAACGAGAUAAUUGCUUUGAAUCAAAACUAAUGUCUACAUCCAAGUUUCUUCUGUUCACCACAGACCAUCUUAGAACACACAGGGACACAAUUUAAAGUGGUCAUCUAGGUGAACUGUGAUGGGGUACAACUACCAAUGUUAAUUUUUACUCUAUGAAUGAGGUUUUUGCCGUAUCCAAAUAGGGAAUCAUUUAUAGGAAAGCAGCAAUGCCUCAAGCUCUCAUUGACUGCUCCAAAACACGUGACUGACCAAGACCAUCUGGGACAGGAGGACUUCCCCAGUCCUGUAGUGACUUGUUAGUAUGACGUGAUGCUACACAAAUGUAUUGUUAGAGCAGUAUCCUCCAGGGGUUUUCAGCUUGUACCCUAACAUAGAAAUUGGAUUUCUCUCUAACCCUGAAUGAUCCUGUAUAUAUUUCUAAAAACUGUUUGUAGUUUUCUCAAGGAGAAUAAAGCACUUUAUAAUUUACCAAGUUCUCAGUAAUAAAAUUAACACUGACUUUCAUGUA
Ailuropoda melanoleuca (giant panda) is the source of this 12858-nucleotide messenger RNA. It is a transcript of the gene BRWD1, whose product is annotated as bromodomain and WD repeat domain containing 1. Gene Ontology annotation, molecular function: protein binding. The record is from RefSeq and is a predicted model, not a curated record. The transcript is spliced from 39 exons. Gene Ontology annotation, biological process: regulation of cell shape; cytoskeleton organization; regulation of transcription by RNA polymerase II. Gene Ontology annotation, cellular component: nucleus. The coding region runs from base 1 to 6261 and encodes 2086 amino acids. Lineage: Eukaryota; Metazoa; Chordata; Mammalia; Carnivora; Ursidae.